Drosophila subpulchrella is the source of this 3789-nucleotide messenger RNA. RefSeq names its product tetratricopeptide repeat protein 37. Lineage: Eukaryota; Metazoa; Arthropoda; Insecta; Diptera; Drosophilidae. The coding region runs from base 62 to 3760 and encodes 1232 amino acids. Gene Ontology annotation, cellular component: Ski complex. Gene Ontology annotation, molecular function: protein binding. The transcript is spliced from 13 exons. The record is from RefSeq and is a predicted model, not a curated record.
ACUGGUUGGCACAGUAAAUAUUUAUCGAUAUCAUAAAAAUAAGUAAACACUUUUAUUUACAAUGAGCGCCGGAAAAGAGACAAAAGCCUUGAUCAAGGACAUCCGGGAGACAAUUAAGUUGGGGAAACAUGCGGAGGCCAUACCCAAGUGCCAGCGCCUGUUGAAGUCGGAGCCCAAGAAUGCCAUGGGCUACUUGUUGCUCGGAGCAGCCUACCAGAAUCUGGACAAGGCGGAGGCGGCCAAGAACCUGAGGCACUGCAUCGAGUUUACGGAGGGACCGGCCACCGCCGCACUGCUCGGCCUGGCCAACUGUGCGCCCAGCAACGAGCUGCCGGAGAUUUACGAUCAGCUGGCAGAUCUGCAACCAGAACAAGCCUUGGACUAUUGGGACAAGCUUUUUAACUUGGCCUCGGAUUCUGGAGCAGCUCCUGCUUGCUUUGCAGUACUGAAGAAGAGAGUUAAGAACCCAGAGGACAAGAACUAUUCCAAAAUUCAGGAAUAUCUGGGACGCAUUUGGUUCGCUAACGAUUUCGAAAUUAGUCCAGACGAUACUCAGCUUUACAAAACAACAAUGGAAGCUCUGCUUGAGACCUCAGAUCCAAGUGCCAAGAGUGUCGUCUACAAGCGCUACCUGAAGUGGCUCUACAAGGAAAAGGACUUCGUGUCCUGUGUGCGACACGCCUGCAACAUGACCGAAUCGCAUCCCAGGGAUGUGUAUGGCUACGAGUGGAUAUGCAAGACCUACUGUGAAAACCACGAUCAACCCGGCAAAGAUCUCUGGCAACAGGAACUGAGGCAUCCCAUUCAGGUGUACGCUGAGCAGCUGCUGGAACUGAAUCCAAACUCCAACUUGGCCCUGUUGAUCAAGGCACUGGAUCUUUAUGCUGAGGGACAGUUUGUUGCAUCUAGACAGUUGGCACUACAGGCGCAGCAAAGUCAUCCCGCGUACAAAGUAACGUUAGAGCUGCUGGCACGAAUACACACAGAGCUGGGAGCCUAUAAACUGGCCCUUCAGCUGUGGCAGCAGAUAGGUCAGGAAUGCGAAGCCUACGCCCUGUGUUUAUCCCACGAAAAAGAUCCUUCCAAACUAAGAGAAGCAGUCAGAAUGUUGCAAACGUUGAAGAAGUCUGAAGGCAGUAAUAAGACUUUGGCUCGCUGCUACUUCAAGCUGGGUGAACUGCAGCAGCUGAAAGAGUUGCCCUUAGAUGAUCUUUCCAAGGCAGAAUUUAUCUUAUCGCCAACUGAGGGUCUUCAAAAAAUUGGCAACCAAGAGUCAUUUGAGGCCCAUCUGCUCAGCGGCAAGCUGCACAUGGCAUUGAAAAACUACUCCGACGCCCUGAACAGUAUAUUAAAGGCCACACGACUGCGUCCUCACUUUGCCGAGUGCUUUGACUAUCUGGGCAGGCUAUAUCCGCUGGCCACUGGGGAUUUGGCACGUGCUCGCAAGUGCUUCGAGAAAUGUAUCAGCCUCAAUGGCCUGGCUGAGGAAGCUGUGGAUGCCCUGAGCUUUAUCUACCAAGAACUGGGCGAGGAGGAGUUGAACGAGACGCUGCUGCUUAACACUUUGCGGCACCUGGGCAGUGACGACUCAGUCCGCCUGCAGUACAAGCUGGGACUGCAUUUCCUGCAAGUGAAGAAGUGGGACAAUGCAAUCCAAUGCUUUCGCAUUGCCAUCAAACACGACUCACGCUGCAUGGUCUACUGGGAGUCAUUGGGCGAUGCUUACGCGGCCCGUGGUUCCUACAACUCGGCCAUUCGGGUCUUUCAGAAGAUCCUUGAACUGUCAGCGGAUAAUAGCUACGCCCUGCUUCAGAUAGCCUCCAUUAAAACGACGAUUCGCAUGUACACCGAAGCUAUUGAGGAUUACAAUGUGCUGUUGAAGCUAAAUCCCAGUUACCUGCCUGGACUUCGAGGAGCCGCUGAGGCGCACAUUGGCAUGGCGAACAGUCUGAAGAACCAGAAUCUUUACGGCAGGUGCAAGGAGCAUUUCCAACUAGCUGUGGGACACCUUCAGAGUGCCUUCCUUCAACCGGAGGCUCAGGGCAUGGUUUGGCUGUGGCGCCUCUCGGCCAGUGUAUUCGUCCAGACGGCCCAGCUGCCGCCAUCGUUGGCCAACCUGGAUGUGGCCGGUAGUCUGGCCAAGCGGGAUGAACCCAUUGCGUAUCUGUCGCGCAAGGAUCUUCUCCAGCUUGCCCAGCGUUUCUAUCUGUGCGCUUUGAAGCUGAAGCAGAAUACCUACCUGUGGUACGAGUUGUCGCUGGCCAGCUACUACAGUGCCAUCUUCAUUCCCGAGGAGGCCAAAAGCCACCUUGAGACAGCGGCCAGGGUGUGCAAGAUGGCCAUCAAGGAGCGAGGCAAUCGGUGGCAGAAUUGGAAUCUGCUCGGGGUGAUCAACAUGCAGGCAGAGUACGAGAACCUGCCGUUGGCUCAGCACUGUUUAAUUCAGGCAGUGGAGCUGGAAAGAAAGUGUUUCACGGCCUGGACCAAUCUAGGGGUUCUCUAUAUCAAACUGAACGAAGUCCGGCUGGCUAAUGAGGCCUUCACGCGAGCUCAACAAUCGAGUCCUGUGUACGCCAACGCUUGGAUAGGCCAGGCCAUGGUGGCGGAGACAAUUGGUGAUCGAGAGGAGGCCUUUGAUCUAUUCCGUCACUGUCAGCAGUUUGAUUACCAUCCCGAGGCAGCGCUGGGAUUCACGCACUGGGUUUGCGAAAUGCUGUCGGAUCCGGACUCGCGGAACAAGCCGCACAUUAGGCAUGCCAUCGAGCACAUGUACGCGGAUGUCUAUGCUCUGGAUGCCAUUAACUGGUACGUGCAAAAUGAGGAGUCCGAUGCUAGCAUCGCAGCGCUGUCGUUCCAGGGAUUCCUGUACGCCCGGAAAAAGCUCUACCGUCAGGCGGUGGAAGCCUUUACCCGCGCCUGUAAGCUGUGCGAGCCCGGAGAGGAUCGAGACAAGCUGUACACCAAUCUGGGGUAUCUAUACCUGAAGCUUGACCAGCCGGAGCAGGCGGCCAACGCCCUAAACACGGUGGCGCAUGCCUCGUUCAAGCCUAUAAUAGGCCUGGCUCAGGCAUAUUACAGAGCCGGUCAGCUGCAGGAAUCCUAUUCGAUCUACAACUCUGUUCUCAGCAACGUGGUUGGCCAUGACGAUGACAAAGCGGCUACCAUCCUGGUGGCUAUGGCCUCCAUGAUCUAUGCCUACCAGGGCGAAGCGGACACCAAAACGCUACUCUAUCAGUGCGUCCUGCUGAAGGAUGUUCCCAUUCAGGCCUUGUACUCGGCCUUUGCCUUGGGCAUAAUUCAUAAGGAUAAUGAGCUGAGCCGAACCAUAAUGACGGAGCUGAGUGCGUACGCUUUCAAGGAGGAGUAUUGUGCCGAAGUAUCUUACCUAACGUCGUACUAUAUCCUGAUAAAUGAGGGUGUCCACAAGGCGUUGUGCUUUCUACAGACGCGAGUUCGCAUGUUUCCCCACUCCGCCGGUCUUCGGAAGGUCUUGCUUAAGUUCCUUCUUGACUAUUUCCAUGAGGACCAAACCUACCAACUGGCCACAGCAAAUAUGGCUCUAAUAGCUCUUACCCUGGGCCACACCAAUCUGCAGAAUGGUAUCUUGGCCAGCGAGGAGGCGCAGACGACCAUCUAUGCCAGCCAGGCGGUGAGUCCAGUGGACAGGACCUGCUCCCUGAAGCUGGUGCAGCGCGCCAUUCGGCUGAAUCCAACUGACCAGCAAGCGAGGCAAUUACUUGCCGCCAUUGCGGCUCAUUAAUAAUACAGCCUAAUAAAAUAAAUUUAAAC